Molecule: messenger RNA, 3135 nt
Organism: Chara braunii
Lineage: Eukaryota; Viridiplantae; Streptophyta; Charophyceae; Charales; Characeae
Source: the annotation of a GenBank genome assembly
CUGAAGAGACGUCCUGAGGUGCCAGGGAUCCAGAAGGGAAGGGAAGGGAAGGAAAGGAAAGGCGAGAGCGACCGGGCUCUCAGAGUGGAAGGAGAGGAAGGGAACAAGCAAGAAACGUGGUCGCAAGGAGAGGCCAAGCGCCGAGUGGGAGUAGGAAAAACGUAUACUUGCUGGGCAUAGGGCAAGAGGGCAAGAGGGCAAGAGUGGAACUAAGAAGGGCGCAAAAGAAUCAUGGGCAAUUGCAUCCGUGCCUGCUUCGGAUCGAGAUGGGAGGCGGUCGGGGAAGAGAAGCCGCAGACGACACCCAGUUUGUUAAAAAGGCCAAGUCGCAAAACCUCCGGCGUUCAAAGGCUUGAACGGGACCUGGAGCAGUUCAGGACGCAGAGAGAGAAAUUUGGUUUUCGGGACCGACUUUGUCAAGAGGAGGCAGACCUGCAGGCGACAGCCGAACACCGGUCACACCAGCGGGAACGACUGUUCACGCGGGAGACCGUGAUCGGCGAUGAGGCCGCACAUUGGGUGGAAGUGGCAUCUGCAGACGGGGCCCCGGAGACUGAGAAAGGGCUGUCAGCCCUUGCGCAGGUCUCCCACGACCUCGUGGCCACCUGCGCUCUGCAGCAGGAGGAAAUCCUUCACCUGCAGCAGAUAGUGGACCAGAUGCUCGCACGACUGCAGGCGUCGGAGAAACAGCCAGCUGCUGUAGCAGCCGCAGGGCCUUCAAACCUUGCCACCCGUGUUCAAGUUUUGGAGGACGACGUCAGCAAUAUCAAGCGUGUGCAUCAGGACUUCAGGACGUCGCAGCAAGCAACAAACUUGCAGUUGGAGACGCAGGUCGAGGCUGCUGCCACCAUGAUGCCCGCCGCCGCAUCCUCCAGGCGCCCACCCAAACAGGAUGACAUUCUUGUUUUCUGCGAUCAGUCCAAGACGGAACCGAUCCCGUGGUGGCGCCAGUUUACUCUCAGGCUCGACAUGCACCAUGUCCCGAACAACGAUCGACAUCCGUGCUUGUACCACCGAUCUGGUGGUGCAUGUCAAGCAUGGCUGGACAACAUCUUGACCAGCCACGGCGUAGCAGUGUCGGAACUGCAUACCAAGCUCACUUGGCAGGAGUUGACUGACGCCUGGCACAAGCGAUUCCAAGUGGAGCCGCCCGACCUGCAAGCGAUGGACAAGCUCAACAAGCUCCAUCAGAAUACGCUGCUCAGUCAGGACUGGAUUACCGAGUUCCAAAGACUCGCCUCCACACCUGACCUGCCGCUCGCAUUCCGCGCCAUCAAGCACUUGUUUAUCAUGCGCUCRUGUCCAGCUCUGCAAAACGCGCCGACGCAGAUUGCAGAGACACUCGACACAUUUGACAAGCUUUUCAGCACAACGUCACGGAUCAUUCUCACGAAUAUCGAAGCCCGCAACGCCGGCCGAUCUUCCGCGACGACGAGAGGCACCCAGCCCAAGCCAAAGGUGGCUUGCAUUACUUCUACCGAGGCUGCAACACCAAACGAGGGUGAAGUGUUGGCAGCUGCCCGGGAUGGUGGCCGGCCGCGCAACAACCACGGCCGCGACAAGACGAAGACUCAGUCCACCUCUACACCGAGCACCGGAUCAGCCGCCGAUGAACCUUGGGCACAAUACGGACUCCCGACGAAUUCUUAUCGCACGAGACUCAAGUACCCAGGGCUUUCACAAUAUGUUCAAGUCACCAAGAGAACACAGGAGAAAUGGUAUGACAAGAUAUUGGAAGCCUGGAAUGAUGCACAGCAGCCUCCUGCAACCGAUGCUCAAGCAGCCUUGCUCAUCCUUCGGGCUCUCAAGUCUCAUCGAGUGCAUGAUGUCCAGGGUAUUCUCCUGUUUUACAAGCUCCCUGUGACGAGCGUGGGAGUUCGUCCCUCAGCACCUGCAGGACAUGGCGUCAGCAAGACCGAUUUGGCCCCUGGAGUCCAGUAUGAGUUGAACAGCCUUCCCGUCGAUGCCAAGGCAGUGACAGAUGGAGAUACCAUAGUUUGCUUUGUAGACGUUGAAAGCUCUGACAAGGAGAGAGCCGCAGUCCCAGAAGCAGUCGCUGCAGCCGUGAAAAAGCGUGCAGCUGCGAGGGCAAAUCAUGAUUACCAAGCCGGUGAUGCACUUCACAAGGAGAUUGUUGCUGCUGGCUAUCGUGUUUUUGAUGGCAGAGAUGGUGAGCCAGAUGUCCUUUCUCGGAAAUAUCGAAUACGAUUGAGGGGAAUUGAUGCCCCAGAGAAAGCCAUGCCUUAUGGACCAGAAGCAAGAGAAGAACUACUAUCACUUGUAAUGGGGAAAUCAGUCCAAGUACAUGUGUAUACAACCGAUCGUUAUGACCGAGUGGUUGCAGACAUCUACUGCAACAAGCUAUUCAUACAGGAGCAAAUGUUGAAGAGAGGAUAUGCUUGGCAUUACAAAGACUACGACAAGCGCGACUCCCUUGCUGAGUGGGAAGCAGAAGCAAGGAGCGCACGUGUGGGCCUAUGGCAGGCAAGAAGCCCAGAGCCCCCUUGGGAGUUCAGAAGGAGACAAAGAGCAAAAUGACAGAUUUCUUCUAUGGGAAUACCUGUAUGGAUACUCCUUAAAAAGGAAACCUGGUUUUCACAUGGUGUCCAGUGAGGCCUGGUUCCCAGCUUGACCCAGGGCAACAGGGCGGAUCCAAGACUCCUCCAUCAGCGGGUUGAAGUGUCGUUCCGUUGGCUCAUGUCUGGCGAUUUGUUUCAUUUUUCCGCUUUUGCGUGCUGAUAGCGGGUUUUGUCGGCUUUUGUUGGCUUUGCCGGAUGUUGGAUUACAAGCACAUAGCAGGCCCCAUGUGGAUGGAAAGAAGACAUGUGACUGUUAGCAACCAGUCGCGAGCUUGAAUCAGCAUGGGGCUCACCCCGAAACGGGAAAAGAAGAUGUCAGGGCAUACUCAAACUAGGAGUUUUUUUACUUAUCUAUGAACAUGAUUGCAGUCAGAUGCAUCCAGGUCCAGCCGUAAACGCGGUUAGAUGCAUUGUAAACACCACUUCACACGAGCGUAAGUUGAACGAAGCUGAACGAAGCUACCUUCCAAGGCGCGCGAGCCGCCAACUGGAACUUUUCAUCGUGGCCUUCCUCGUUCACGACUGGGCCAGGCCCGAAUCAAAAAGCUCUUACCGU